This is a messenger RNA of Synchiropus splendidus (mandarinfish), 7019 nucleotides long. RefSeq names its product protein FAM110B. The coding region runs from base 4786 to 6168 and encodes 460 amino acids. The transcript is spliced from 3 exons. The record is from RefSeq and is a predicted model, not a curated record. Lineage: Eukaryota; Metazoa; Chordata; Actinopteri; Syngnathiformes; Callionymidae.
AACACUUAUCUGGUGUUAAGCAGCAUGGAUGUCGCCUAAAUCCUCUCUGGCCCAAAUAUCCUAGACAGUACAAGUCAUGUGGCCCGAAUGUACCGCUGUCAGUGGUUCUUGCUUUCUUCCAGUUCAAGAGAGUCUCCCCCCCUGAGGAAUGAGGUCAGUGUUACUCUUUGUCCUGACAAGUUGUCGCUUGCUUUGCUGAACUCCGAAGGUCAGUGCACAGAGCUGCUGAACAUGGGACUUGGCGUGUGAAGUUGUGGCCACGAGACAGUGGGGACUUCUUCAACGUACUCCCUGACUCUGUUGUGCACGUGAAAUCCAAGUCACAAUUUAUCAUGCUUCUUUCAAGUCCGCAUAGAGUGAUCUAGAAAUAAUUACCUAUGCUAAGAAUUGUGUUUGUUCACUAAAUAAUAAAUAAAAAUCAAACAUCCUUUAAUAUAAUUUUUGGAUCACAGAGCCGGUGAUUUAAAAGAGGGCGGUUUCCUGGAUUACUGUCGGGAGCCACAAAUCUUUUCUAUCACCCUCACGCGACAAGGUGUGUGUCACCCGUCGUAAUGUAACUGCCACCACUGAGAACCAGACAGACGGAAUGAGCAAUCCUGGUUCCAUCUUGAAACAUUCAUGCCGUCUUAUAUCUACACACCUCAACCUCAUUUUUUGGAAACUGGAUUUGCACUGAAGUCUGAUUCACUUGUUUGUCCCUCCUGUAUUUCGGGACUUCCCUGGUCUGUCGACAGCCUCGCCCUUCCAGGACAAACAGGUGCUGGCAUUUCUUCACACCCACUCCUCCAAUGCACGUGAUGCUGCCUGUCUGAGCCCAUGGCCCUUCUGAGGUCACUGUUUGGCAGCCUGCUUCAUGCAGAACCAUUAUUUACCCUGCCCCCCUGUCCACAGAGGCCCACUGACCUACAAAGCGGAGAGCAGAUUUUACCGGGUUUGUUGUCAAUCGCUGUUAAAGCAGCCACACAAGGAUCACGGAUACAAUGCUGUCAUUAUACUGAGUGUCUUCUGAGCUUCAUGUGAGUUAUGCUUGUUAUACCCCAUAUAUAUAUAUACAUAAAUAUAUAUAAUUUAAUUUUUUUUCUAUCUUAUAAAAACUAUUUUUACUCCGUGUGAAACCCUUAUAUCCACAGAAUGCUGAACCUUGUAAAUGACGCAACACAUGGCGCUUUUUGAUGACAUCACACUACCAAACAUCGGUGGUCAUUCUAUCACAUUUUUUUGUGUUAUUAUCGUAUUAUCUUGGCUCCUCUCAAUUCUGGAUGUAGAUUGAAUUAGAAAAUUGUAUCUAUGUAAUAUCAACAUCCAGAACCACCAUGUGUUUAUGUCCAAACAUGGCGUUUUCUAAACAAUGUGGACCAGAUUUCCCUGAAACGGUCACAUUGCCACACAAAGACAUGGUUUGAGGUGGCUGAACUGAAAUGUAAAAUUGAAAUAGUUUCUCGCUGUUGACUGCACAAGUAUUGAUGACAAGCUCAAAUAUAUAAAUAUUUGACUUUUUUUCCCACUCCAUCAAUGUCAAGUAGACUCGAAUGCCGCUAGUGAAUAAGUUGUUUUUAAACCUGGGAAAACAUCUGUAAUGGUGCCUUGCCUUUUGUGCCUUUUGGAUUUGAUAGCGAUGGUCAAUGAACACAUGACGGAAGCAGUUGUCAACAGACUUGGUGUUGAUUUGUCCCCUGGGAAAACCUUGGGUAUCAGACAAGGUAUCACAGAUGGGAAGUCCAAGCUCCUCUAACAGUGUUCUCUCUGAGCUGUUAUGUCACUCGCCUGUUGAAUAUGAUCACUGUCAGCCAGCCUUAAAGCCGGGCACGAUGGCCCUGCGCCAAGCGUGUCUGUUCGUGUAGUUCAAGGUAAGACUCAUUGGGGUAUUAAGUUCACUUGAAGUGCAGGGUGAGAAGCCUUGCAGCUCCCUGAUGGUUUCCCAUGUGCUUUAUUUGCAUUGGGCUCAGAGCCCUCCAGUGUUUAUCAGCCAUAUUUGCUUGUAAAAAGGGGUCAGUGGCUCUGAAGCAAGUCACGUGUUGCCCUGAGGAUGUGUUAAUGUUUAAACAAGGUAGUUUGUUUUGCUGCACGUUGAGAUAUCUGCAGCAUUGUUUCCUAGUCACAUGACCUGUUCUUAUAAAUGCGCCACUGACAUGUUGCUCUCACGAGUGACGCACGCGUGUGACGGUCUAAUGAAGGCUUGCUUGAGUUUUGCUCAAGGGCGUUCGGAAAGUUAAUGUUCAAAUCAAUGACGCCUCUAUUAGCAAGAGACCACUUGAGAGGCUCACUGGGCAAUUCAGGGGUUCAGGUGCCGAAUACAUUCAAGGCCCUGCAGAAUCUUCCCCAAGGUUUGCAACCAGAUGAGAUGCCAAGGUUCGGCCAGCCUGGGCAUGAAAGUCUGUGAUGCUGGUAGUAAUGUGAGAUGUUCCCCUGGUGUGUCUCCGUGUUCGUGGAAUGCGUGUGCACAAACUGAUGGAGCUUCUGAUAUCGGCAUGAGAAAAAUGAGCUGCGACUGCAGUAACUUUACACCAGCAUGUACAAACAUUUGAGCUGGAGGGCCCAGCCUGAGCCUGUGUGUUGGCUCUGUGUGGCCAAAUGAGAGGUCUCCACACAGUGCUUCUAAUCCACCUGCCUCCUCUGCGUCUCACAGAGAAGGCGUGUGUUCUCAUGAAGGUCCAUUACCACUGACACUGGGCUUGUUUGGACACUCACUGUACUGGGUGAGAGAUUGAGUGGCUUAGUUGAUGUGAGACUGAAUAACAGGAAGAGUGAUAAGAUCAUGUCAGGCAGAUACAUGUGAGAAGAUGAGGAAAAAAGUGGCGCAGAAGACGAUGAGUUGAAGAAGUGGAUGACAGAGGGGUGGUGCUUGUAGGUGUUGACCUGGCUGUAAUCUGUAUUGUCCUGCUCACCACCUCUGGAUUUAUCCCAUUUAAGAGUGACCGACCAGCGCACGUGUGUUUACCUUUCAGACUGUGGGUGUGUACGCAUGAAUGUGUGCUAAGGUCUAUGUGCAUGUGUUUUUACUGCCACUAUCUCAGGAAGGUUGGUCUUGCGCACUCCACCCUGCUGACUCUUAAAAUAAGCACUACUUUGUGCGUGUGUGUGUGUGUGUGUGAAAUUAGGAAUUGAUGGCAGCUGAGUACAUGAAAACUUCAAACUCAAACAAACCAUUCAUAAAGCCGACACACAAAAGAAAUUGAACGCGCGCUAACAUAAAUAACUUUGUGUUUGUGUACACUUGAGUGUAGACAUCUGCGCGGAGUAUUCCUGGAGUUGUAGCGCUCUUGCUUAAGUACUACUUACCGUAAUGACAGGAUAUCCCUGGCUGCACCUACUUCGUAAUAAUCAUCUUUCUCUCGUCCGCCUGCUGCUUAUCACACUUCCUUUCUGGACUUUCUCGUGUACCAGAAAAGUGCCCGCUUUCUGGGAAACACUGCUGCUACACUUUCGAAUGUGUUGGAGCUUGGAAAUCGUAAUGACUAGCAGUAACUAGCAGGGUGUCCAGGGGACACCUUCCACUAUAAAUGGGACGCCACUGUUUCUGUGGUAUUGUUGCUGAAUGUGAUUUUAAAAUAAGAAUUCACAGACUCCGGCCUUCGAAAUUCUGCCGCAUGAUGUGGUUGAGCGCUUCUGACUUGGUCCUUAAAGAUGGAAGAACAUUGUUAGGGCCCUGAACAAUGCUGAGGACUUCCUAGCUACUGCGUGGUUUCUCCUGAAUAGUCAGCAUCGCAGUGUGAAAUGCAGUUUAGUACUUGGGUCGAGGCAAUGAGCAGAGCUCUCCUCCCCUUAAGGAAGACUGUUAAGUCUUUGCUGCACCUUGUUCAGUUUCUUGCUGUUAAAUGUACCCUAAAAUACCAGUGCACCUCAAACUGCACAUUAAAUUAUUAACAGGUUAAGGGAGUUGUAAGUGAGAAGUAAGCUGUUGGUGGUCAGGACCACGUAUCGAGCCCCCGAUUCAACAUGUGAGCCGUGCUAUCUCCCGCGAUACGUGCUUCACAAUGGCGCUUUUAUCUUGGUUCGUGGGUCAUGGCGUUAAGUGUACCUUGAUACAUUGGUUCAGAUUCAGCCAAUGAAUGACCCAUUCUUUGGUUGAGUGACAGGUCAGAGUGUGAUGUGUACCUUGGUGCUUCUCUUAAGAUGCGAUCACAGUGGAGUAUGGACAUUUAUUCAGUGGUCAGGAAUCAAUACAUGCUGUGAUAAGCUGGACUGAUGGAGCUAAUGUAACUUGGUACAUUAGUAAUGUAUAGGCUAUAGCAGAGUAUAUGGGGUAUAUUGAACAUGUCUUUGAUGCAAAGUUGCAACAGAAUGAUGUAACACUCUCUUCCAGACAGUCCUCCUAACAUUAGAUUAGAUGACCAUUUAUAGAUUUAAAUGAUACAGUCCAUAACCCACCGGUGUGGACGGGUUGUGGGUGAGAGGAAAGCUGUUUCCUCUUCUAACUCUCUUCCUUCUUCUGGGCAGAGGAGGAGGAGUUAGUCUGAGCUGUGGGAGGAGAGCGCAUAUCAUCCUGAGGAGCACAGACUGUCAGGACUGAGGGACCGUUCUCCUGAGUUUGGACCGCAGCUGUGAAGGUUCUUCUGACAGCUGCUUGAGCAGUGAAUGCAUCUGCAUCUGCCGCCUAACCCCCAUCUGGAUCACUGCCGACCUAACUGAGGUGGCUUGGUCAGUUUGGUUGUGGAAUUUGACCCCAGCUGACCCCCUCCCCGAAGAACCCUUUCACUGAACCGGACUGUGGAUCAUAAGGAUAAAGGAAGCAGAGGAGCAGCACAGAAGGAGGGAGAGCAGCGGCAGCACGAGUGCUCCUCCAGGAUGCCAGUGGAGACCCUGCGGCCCUCGGAUGGCCGCCUCGCUGGGGUCGCCUUCACCUCGGCCAUGCCCUUUCGGAUACUCAACAAGGGCCCAGACUACUUCCGGCGGCAGGCUGAGCCUGGAACCCGCAAACUCAGCGCUGUGGAGCGCCUGGAGGCCGACAAGGCCAAGUACGUGAAGAGCCAGCAGGUGGCCCUCACUCGCCAGGCGCCGGUCAAACCGCCAAUCAUCCGUAAACCCCUCGUCCCUCCAGGGAUGAUGCUCCAGUGCCAAAUAAGUAGCCCACCUGCCCGAAAAGUACCACGCUGCCCAGCCGACACAGAGAACCGAGGGAGGAGGGACGGCCCGGCACUCAGACGGGGCCCCGCUCUGAACUUGGAUAUCCUUAACAAUCUUAUCAAUGACGUGUGUGACGGCCCACUUCCCAGCUCCCAGUCGUCCUCGUCCACCUCGCCCUCCUCCUCCUCCCCAUCAUCAGGAGCAAAGAGCAUCGGCAGCAGUCUGUCAGCAGAGCUGGAGCGCAGUCCGCGACUCCUCAGCCACAAGCCCAUCAACCAGGGCACCACUUCUUCCUCCACUUCUUCCUGCACAUCCUCAACGCUCAACAACAAAUUGCGGAGCCCCCCAGCGGAACCCAACCGCCGGCCUCCCCCUAUCCCUGCUCGAGUGCCCUUCAUCGGAGCUCCAGCACCGUACACCUCCCCAAACUCGGUUACAGUUCGCAGGGUGGACGUCCGGCCUCACGCAGAGAUCAGGCGGACGCCACUCCGGGCCCGUCAAACUGCCCAGGGUCAGGUCCCUCACCCUCAGGUCCCACCGCCACCUCCACCUUCUCAUCCGCCCCAAACCCCUCCUCACCCUCAGAGCAGCACCCAAACCUCACCUCCUUCGUACAAACCGCCGAGCCCCCUAUUGGCUAAAUCUGGAAUGAUCCCUCCAUCUUCCCCUGCUUUCACUCGCCUGUCAAAUGCCAGCUCCAAAGGUUCUGGACGUAAACACCCUGCCUUGCAUCGCUCCAAAUCUGACCUCAGCGACCGGUACUCCCGGGCCACGGCAGACAUGGAGCGCUUCUUCAACUACUGCGGCCUGGACCCUGACGAAGUGGAGGGGAUGGGCGGCGUGGAGCGUUUCACCCGCGCAAACUCGGACAUCGUGUCCAUCUCCAAACUCCGCAGCGUCAGCACACCCAGCUCCGAGUGCGCGGACGACGCCGAACAGGCGCGGGAGAACGGCGGGGACGAGGAAGACGAGGACGGACCUGCCGGGGGCAACGAACGGGUCCCGUACGGCAUCUCUGUGAUCGAGCGGAACGCCCGGGUCAUCAAGUGGCUGUACGGCAUCCGCCAGGCGCGAGACGUCGGCAGCGGCGUCUCAAACGUGUAGGACACUAGAAUGCAAGUCUGAAGCUGGCGGCCUUACCUGACCUUUACGGAUCAGCACCUGCUUUGGUUCCGUUUCCUGUGAAGACUUUUUAUAAAUCUGGGCUGCAAGUCAGGUCUGCUGCUGGAGUUUUGUCUCCAACAGUGUUGUAUACGAAGCAAUAAUUGACUGGAUGGAACGGUACUGUGUGUAUGUGUGUGUGGGUGAGUGAAGGAAAGCCACACUUGAUACUGUGAAAUAUCACAUUACAGUCUUCCAUUAUCACAUUUUUUAAGAAGCUUCAUGGCUCCUCGACUGUUAUGAGUUGUUUUCUAUCAGCAUGCCAGUAUAUAUCCACUUUGACAAAGCACAUCCACAUCAAGUCACAUGCGGGUCAGUUUGAGUCAUGUUUCUCUGUGGCCAAGUUGUGUAUCGCGCACUCCCUGGUUCUGCUGGUGCAGCCAGAGAAGUCUGUUUACGUCAUAUGUCAGUGCGUCAUGUGAUCUCAGAAGAGCUGCGUGUGAGGUCAUUAAACCGUGAGAGAGAGAGAGCGACAGGAUCAUGUGAUCUCAGGAAGAACUUGGCAGAAGAAUUGACCGAUAUUUAUUUGGAUAAUUUAAGGUAUUUUUGUAAAGACAUUGUACAUAGUUUUUUUUGUUAAAGUGCAAUCUAUUUCCGUCACGUUGAGAUGAAACAUGCAGGAGAUGUCGCUCGCGUUUCUCCAGCUGUCACAGGUCGAUGAUGUCACUUUGAGAGGAGAGCGGCGACGCUGAAGAAUAAAAAACGUACUGUGCAAGCCCAAAGACUUUCAAGUAUGAUGUACAAAAACGCUUUACCAUGGUGUCUUUGAAACAAAUAAAAUGGUUCAAGUUUCA